This is a messenger RNA of Effrenium voratum, 708 nucleotides long. Lineage: Eukaryota; Dinophyceae; Suessiales; Symbiodiniaceae. The record is from the annotation of a GenBank genome assembly.
AUGCGUCAGAAGGUUCCCUUCGGCAUUGCCCAGAUUGGAAAAGCCUUCCGCAAUGAGAUCACGCCGAGGCAAUUCCUCUUCCGUUCCCGCGAGUUCGAGCAGAUGGAAAUUGAAUAUUUCAUAGACCCAGAGGCAGACUACGAGGCCAUUCAAGAAGACUGGCUCAACGAGAUGUGGAAUUUCCUGAAGGCCGUAGGCCUCAAUGAAGCCCUCCUGGACCGCGAGGUGCACAAAGGUGACAAGCUGGCGCACUAUGCGCGCGCCUGCACGGACGUGGUCUUUAGGUACCCCUUUGGGACCCAGGAGCUUCUGGGCGUGGCAGCACGGGGCGAGUACGACCUCCAGCAGCACGCCGCGGCGAGCGGUGAAAGCUUGGAGUACCAGGUUCCCGGCCAAAAGCGGAAGUUUGUGCCCCACGUGAUCGAGCCUUCCUUGGGUGUGGACCGUCUUUUCCUGGCGCUGCUCUGCAGCGCCUAUGACGAGGACGAGAUCAACGGCGAAAAGAGGUCCUUACUGAGGUUCCACCCCUGCGUUGCACCCAUCACUUGCGCGAUUUUCCCCUUGCUCAAGAACAAGUCUGGCCUGGUCGACAAGGCGCGAAACAGUCACGCAUGUUGCGCAAAUUGUCCAUUUGAAUCGGAAUUGCAAUGUUUAGCACCCGCACAAGGCAACGUGAAACACACACAUCAUCUUCCUCUUGCCGAUUGA